AAUAUCUUAUGUGAUAUACAUCAGUUAAUUUCGCAACCUACGGUAACUUCUAAAUUGUCAGCAUAACAAUUUCACGAAUUAUUUAACAAAAUUUUUUUCCUGUUUGUCAUUGCCUGCAUUUUUUGACAAAUAAAAAUUAAUUAUAGAUAUAUUUUUUAAACAUUUCAAUUUAAUUUCUUAUACUUGUAAUUGUACAAACAAUUUACAUCUAUAGCAUUUUUUUAAUAUGAAAUGAAUAAAGGAUCAAUCAUCUGUUUUAUAACAUAUCUGUAAUUCUCUGUCUUAUAAAAAUAACAAUACAUAAAACUGUUUUUAUUCCUCAGAAUCGCAAGUUCCAAGUUUCUCAACUGUAUUUUGACGGUGCCUUUGUUGAAUGAAGUCAACUCUACUAAGUUCCAAAUUGCUAUUUUUGAUCAGCUACUGGCUGGGUUUCCUACCUACUGCUGUUCAAUAUUCUACGCUUGACAAGAUUUACAUGACAGAUAUAACACUUGACAUGGAAAUGAAUAAAAAACGUCAAAGAAAAGAUAUCUUGUAUGUAUCAAAGCGACACCUUACAAGAAUAGCUGCACAGGAGGCAGAUAUUAUUUGUCACAAUUUGUUUGAUAGAACUUCAUUGUCGUGUGAUAAUAGUAAAUUCACAACAGAUUUGAACAAUGACAGAAUUAAUUCUACAAUAAUAGAUACUGACAAUGAUCUAGAAUGUGAAAAUAAUGUCAGUUUUGUACAACAGGAAAAUGCAAACAUAUUUGUACAAUAUGAAAAUGCAAACAGACAAUCAGAGUCGGAUUCACAACAAUUAUCUUUAAACGUUUCUUGCGAUGAAUUAAGCGAUCUGUCAUUUGAAAAUGAAAGUGAUAGCGAUUUUCAAGACAAUCUUGCAGUCUGGGCUAUAAAACAUAACAUUACACAUACCGCUCUCAAAGCAUUGCUACUAACGUUGAAGAAACAUCCUUGUUUUUCCACACUCUCUUCGGAUGCACGAACACUUUUAAAAACGCCAAGACAACAACACAUCCGUGUAGUUGUACCAGGAUCAUAUUAUCAUUUUGGUUUAGUGGAACCAAUAAGACAAAUAUUAUCUUCUGUAAAAGAGAAUAUUGAUUGCUUAAAAAUAGCUAUAAACAUUGAUGGAUUGCCUUUAACAAAAUCAUCGCAACAACAGUUUUGGCCUAUACUUGGAUCAGUUAUUCCGUAUAACAACGUUUUUAUGAUUGGGCUGUAUCAUGGCUAUGAAAAACCGGAGGAUAUCAAUGAUUUCUUAAAAGAUUUUGUCAAUGAGGCUACAGAAAUAUGCGGCAAUGGAAUUAACAUCAACGGUCGACAGAUAGCAUGUCGGAUUGAAGCUUUAAUUUGUGAUGCGCCAGCUAAAUCAUUCGUUUUAUGUGUCAAAGGACAUUGUGGAUAUUCUAGUUGCACAAAGUGUACUACGCAAGGACAAUAUGUAGGAAAUCGGAUAUGUUUCCCACAAAUUGACGCACCACUUAGAUCAGAUGAUGACUUUAUACAAAAGGUAGACGAUAGUUAUCACAAACCAAAUACAACGUGUAGUCUGUUAAAUAUUCCUUAUUUCAAACCUGUAAAAAAUGUUCCGUUGGACCCCAUGCACUUGAUUUUUUUGGGAUUGAUGCGCAAAUUAUUGAACUUAUGGCUUUAUGGAGAACUACAAUAUCGACUACCACAGAGAGCCGCGGACGAAAUUUCCACACGUUUAAUUACUCAUUUAAAGCCAUCAAUACCUGUAGAGUUUGCAAGAAAACCACGAAGAUUGGAUUGUAUAAAAUUAUGGAAAGCUACAGAAUACAGACAAAUAUUAUUGUACACGGGUCCGUUAGCAUUUAAAUCUAUAUUGAAGAAAAAUGCAUAUAUACAUUUUAUGACAUUACACGUCAUUAUAAGGAUCUUGUCUUCAGAGGAUUUACAUGAACACUUAAGCUAUGCGCAACGUCUCAUUUGUUUCUUUAUUGAAACAUUUAUAAAGCUGUAUGGAGUUAAAAACGCCUCACAUAAUGUUCACAAUUUAAGUCAUCUUGUGGAUGAUGUGAAAAGAUUUGGACCUCUCGAGAACUUCAGUGCGUUUAAAUUUGAAAACUAUCUGCAGAUACUUAAAAAAUACCUACGAAAAGCGGAAAAACCUUUGGAACAAGUUGUGCGGAGAUGCAUUGAAAAAGAAAAGAACUUACACACAUCAACUGCUUUGUCACAUUCUGCUUCAAAACAUUGUAAUUUAUUGUUGUUACAUUACGAUGGUCCGCUUAUACCAAAUUUUCACAAUCCACAAUAUAAAGUUAUCAAGUUCAACGAAAUGACAUUUAAAGCUGGGACACUCGCUGAUAGCUGUUGUGGCUUAAGUUGUGGCGCAAUUGUCUGCAUAGAAAAUGUGGCUUACUGCGCAGAACAGAAUGUUCCUGUCAUUAUUGGUCGUGAAUUCUUGGAAAAGGAAGAUCUGUAUAAUGUUCCCUGUUCAUCUUCCUUACUUGAUGUUUAUUCAGUUCAUUCCUUAUCUGAUUUGAAAUCAUGGCCACUUAAAAACAUUGUAAAAAAAUAUGUUAAAUUGCCAGACGCAAAUGAGAAGUUUGCCGUUUUUCCUCUGAUGCAUUCCUACGGUUAAAUGUUAAAUCUGACAGCCAUCUUUCCAUGCUCUUUCCACAUAGAAUGACCGAGAAGAAAAAAAACAACUUUUAUGUUGUUGAAUUCGAGGAUGGACUUCAAAUUAUACCCAAGACUUGGUUGACCAGCGAUUUAAAAAGAGCCAAAUGGCCCAAUUGUUACGUAACUAAUAAGAGAUAUGACAAGGCAGUAAAAGAUAUGGAACAACCUGAUUCUACUUGGGAAGAGCAUCCUAUUAUGAAAGUAUAUAUGGCAUGUCCCGACUAUGCAACGGCACGAACAACAUUAAAGCUAGCCGAGAAGUUAUCAGAUGUAAAUACAGGCUCUGACCGAGAAGAAUAUUUAAAAAAAACACGAAAAAUAAGAGCUGCUAAAACAAAUAAUCCAAGCUCUAAUGACGACAAUAAUGAGUCAACCUCUAGUGACGAUUCAAUAACUGUAUCUCUUCCAAAACCUCCAUCCAAGCAAACUGACAUCAAUAAAGGGACAUUGAUCAAAAAAAGAACUCAGGAAU
Messenger RNA from Temnothorax curvispinosus, 3124 nucleotides. RefSeq lists its product as uncharacterized. Lineage: Eukaryota; Metazoa; Arthropoda; Insecta; Hymenoptera; Formicidae. The coding region runs from base 374 to 2611 and encodes 745 amino acids. The transcript is spliced from 3 exons. The record is from RefSeq and is a predicted model, not a curated record.